AUGGUAUCUCUACUACAGGAAGAGAAAUCUACUCUUCAAUCAGAGAACGAACGACUUAUUUCCGAAAUCCGCCGACUCGCCAAUUCCGGCAUCGGUAAAUGUGUCACUACCGGUUGUGCUGACAAUGGAAGUAGCCCUGGAGGUCCACUUUCGGGAAGCACUUGUAACCCUUCGUCCGGAAGUGCCGAUGUUGGCACAACUGGUAGCCCAGACGACUUCGGACUCGGUGCGUUCUACAUAGUCUCCAUGAACACAAUACCAAGUUGCGACGACGAGGUCAACCCACUUCUUAAGUUAAGUGGCUACGGAUAA
Molecule: messenger RNA, 312 nt
Organism: Protopolystoma xenopodis
Lineage: Eukaryota; Metazoa; Platyhelminthes; Monogenea; Polystomatidea; Polystomatidae
Source: the annotation of a GenBank genome assembly